Molecule: messenger RNA, 2199 nt
Organism: Chenopodium quinoa (quinoa)
Lineage: Eukaryota; Viridiplantae; Streptophyta; Magnoliopsida; Caryophyllales; Amaranthaceae
Exons: 3
Coding region: 1-2199 (732 amino acids)
Source: RefSeq, a predicted model, not a curated record
AUGAAAAUCUUAGCAUGGAACUGUUAUGGGAUUGGCAACCCAUCAACAGUCAAGGCUCUCCAAGAUUGGUGUUGGAGAGAGAGGCCAAAUGUGGUGUUCGUUUCGAAAAUUAAAAUUGAUUCACAAAGACUAGAGCUGAUUAGAAAUAGAUGCAGCUUUACUAAUGGCUUAUGCAUUAGUAGUUCCGGAAGAUCGGGAGGAAUUGGUUUAUGGUGGAAUAAUAAUUUAACAGUGAACAUUAGUGGCUUUUCGGCCCAUCAUAUUUGUGGGGAGGUUUGCAAUAAUGAAAAUGAGCCAAGGUGGAGAUUGGUUGGUAUUUACGAAUGGCCGGAAGCAACUAAUAAGCAUUUGACAUGGAAUUUGAUGAGGUCCACUUAUGCCUCCUCAUCUCUUCCGAUUUUGACGUUUGGAAAUUUUAAUGAAAUUCUGGGAAUGCAUGAAAAAGAUGGUGGUGAUACUCGCGGGGAAAGACAAAUUGAUGCUUUCAGGGAGGCCAUCGAUGAUUGUGAUUGCAGGAAUUUGGGUUAUAAGGGUAAUGUGUUUACUUGGCAGAGAGGCACCUCGAUGGAGACUGUGGUUCGGGAACGCCUUGAUAGAUAUAUUGCGAGUAGUGGGUGGUGCUCUUUAUUUCCUUCCUUUGAGGUGAUUCAUCUCCUUAUUUGUCAUUCUGAUCAUGCACCGAUUUUAUUGAAGUUUGGUGAAAGCGAGGUGGAGCAAAAAAAUGGAAAUUUUUUCAGAUUUGAAGCGCUUUGGCUUUCAAAGGAGGAAUGUGGUCUGAUUCAUGAGAGAAUUGCUAGGGUGGCAGAGGGAUUAUCAUCAUGGGCUGCUGCUACUUUUGGGGUGAUUAAAAAGAAGAUCAAGAAGGUUGAGUCUCGGUUAAAAGAAGCGCAAAGACAGCAGCUAGAUGCCCGUCGCUUGAAGCAAUGUGUUGAGCUUGCUCAGGAACUUAUUAGUGACCUUCAGAAACUUGAAGAGUCAUAUUGGCACGCAAGAUCAAGAUCGUUGAAGAAGGAUAUGGAUAGUGUUAUAGCAAGCUAUUUUGGUGAUCUUUUUGCUUCGAGUAGCCCGAGUAACUUUGAUGAGGCCUUGUCCGGGAUUGAGAAUAAGGUGACUGAAGAUAUGAGCGAUGUUCUUGAUACGGAGCCGACAACAAAAGAAGUUAAAGAAGCUCUUUUCCAGAUGCACCCAAAUAAAGCUCCUGAACUUGAUGGAAUGCACACCCUUUUCUUUCAAAAAUUCUGGAGUAAUGUUGGUGAUGAUGUGGUCAGAUUUGUGAAGUCUUGGUGGAGGGGUGGAAUUGAUCUUUCGGAGAGUGCUUUUGUCCCGAAGCGGCUAAUUACUGAUAAUGCACUUAUUGCCUUCGAAAUUUUUCAUGCCAUGAAAAGGAAGGGGGAAGGCAGAGAUGGCAAUGUAGCACUGAAGCUUGAUAUAAGUAAGGCCUAUGACAGGGUGGAAUGGGUCUUCAUUGAUACAGUUAUGUUACAGAUGGGAUUUCGGAUAGCAUGGAUUAAUCAGAUAAUGCAGUGCCUUUCGAGUGUUUCGUUCUCUUUCAAAUAUAAUGGCACUAUCUCGGGGGCAUUAACUCCAUCUCGGGGUCUCCAACAAGGUGACCCAAUCUCGCCAUACUUAUUUCUGAUAUGUGCAGAGGCUUUCUCUACAAUGAUAUCAAAGGUGGCGUCGGAUAAUUUGAUUCAUGGGGUGAAGGUUUGCAGGGAUACACCAAGGGUCUCUCAUCUUUUCUUUGCGGAUGAUAGUAUUUUAUUUGAGAAGGCCAAUUUGCAUGAUUUCUCUAAAAUUGCUGAUAUAAUUAGUAGCUACGAAAGAGCUUCAGGACAGAAAGUCAAUCUAAGCAAAACUGAAGUAGCUUUUAGCAAAUGUGUGAAUGCGGAGAGAAGGAAGUUGAUUGUUGAGACUCUCGGUGUUAGGGAAGUGGAUAGACAUGAGAAGUAUUUGGGGUUGCCGACUCUUAUUGGAAGACCGAAGAAAGCAGUUUUCACUUGUCUCAAGAAGCGUAUUUGGAAGAAACUCCAAGGAUGGAAGGAAAAAUUGUUAUCUUGCCCAGGGAAAGAGAUAUUAAUCAAGGCGGUGGCACAAGCAAUUCCAACUUACAUGAUGAGUAUCUUCAGAAUUCUAGAUUGUCUCAUUAAUGAAAUUCAUUCAAUUUUAGCUCGGUUUUGGUGGGCUUGGAUGGUCAAAUAA